AUGGCAGGAGCAACAUCAAGUAUAAUUCGGGAAAAUGAUUUUGAGGACGAGCUUGCGGAGAGUAUGCAGUCAUAUAAUAGAGAAACUGCAGACAAAUUGGCUUUGACUAGGACCGAGAGUGUAAAGCCAGAACCGGAGAUAACCGCUCCGCCUCACUCACGCUUUUCCCGUUCUUUCAAGACAGUUUUAAUAGCUCAGUGCGCUUUCACUGGGUUUUUCUCCACAAUAGCAGGUGCCAUCUACUAUCCAGUUCUGAGCGUUAUAGAAAGAAAAUUCGAUAUUGACGAGGAAUUGGUGAAUGUCACUGUUGUAGUAUAUUUUGUAUUUCAGGGUCUUGCCCCCACAUUCAUGGGCGGGUUUGCCGAUUCACUGGGCAGGAGACCGGUGGUGCUUGUCGCAAUCGUCAUUUAUUUUGGUGCCUGCAUCGGUCUUGCUUGUGCUCAAACGUAUGCUCAGAUCAUUGUGCUAAGAUGUCUACAAGCCGCCGGUAUUUCACCCGUGAUUGCGAUUAACAGCGGAAUAAUGGGAGAUGUUACUACUAGAGCCGAGCGCGGCGGGUACGUUGGAUAUGUUGCUGGAUUUCAAGUUCUAGGUUCUGCGUUCGGAGCCCUUAUCGGUGCCGGAUUAUCAUCUAGAUGGGGAUGGAGAGCCAUCUUUUGGUUCUUAGCAAUUGGAUCUGGCAUUUGCUUCCUAGCCUCGUUUUUAAUUUUGCCAGAAACAAAGAGGAACAUAUCCGGGAAUGGUUCUGUCACCCCAAAAUCAUACUUAAAUAGAGCUCCCAUUCUUGUUUUGCCAACAGUAAGAAAAUCAUUGCAUUUGGAUAAUCCAGAUUACGAAACAUUGGAACUGCCCACGCAACUAAAUCUACUGGCGCCCUUCAAGAUUUUGAAAGCUUAUGAAAUUUGUAUACUUAUGCUAGUCGCUGGAUUACAAUUUGCCAUGUAUACUACGCACCUUACGGCGUUAUCCACAGCUUUGAGUAAACAAUAUCACUUGACUGUUGCAAAGGUAGGAUUAUGCUACCUUCCCUCCGGUAUCUGCACAUUAUGUAGUAUUGUCAUUGCUGGAAGAUAUUUGAAUUGGAAUUACAGGCGCAGAUUAAAAUAUUACCAAAAUUGGUUGGGCAAGAAGAGAUCAAAGCUUUUAGAAGAACACGACAACGACCUUAAUUUGGUGCAACGUAUCAUAGAAAAUGAUCCCAAAUACACCUUUAAUAUCUUCAAGGCGAGGUUGCAACCCGCAUUUGUUACCUUGCUUUUAAGCAGUAGCGGAUUUUGUGCGUACGGAUGGUGCAUUACUGUCAAAGCCCCUUUAGCGGCCGUUCUUUGCAUGAGUGGAUUUGCGUCGCUGUUUUCCAAUUGCAUUUUGACUUUUUCAACAACUCUAAUAGUUGAUCUUUUUCCCACGAAGACAUCUACGGCUACGGGAUGUUUAAACCUUUUCAGAUGCAUUCUAUCUGCUGUGUUUAUAGCUGCAUUGAGUAAAAUGGUAGAAAAAAUGAAAUUCGGAGGUGUUUUUACAUUUUUGGGGGCUUUAACCUCCUCGUCAUCGAUCCUCUUAUUUAUUCUCUUGAGAAAAGGUAAAGAAUUAGCCUUUAAGAGGAAAAAGCAAGAACUGGGAGUAAAUUAA
This is a messenger RNA of Saccharomyces cerevisiae S288C, 1629 nucleotides long. It is a transcript of the gene QDR2, whose product is annotated as cation transporter. Lineage: Eukaryota; Fungi; Ascomycota; Saccharomycetes; Saccharomycetales; Saccharomycetaceae. Bases 1 to 1629 code for a protein of 542 amino acids. Gene Ontology annotation, cellular component: membrane; plasma membrane. Gene Ontology annotation, molecular function: transmembrane transporter activity. The transcript has a single exon. The record is from RefSeq and is marked reviewed. Gene Ontology annotation, biological process: threonine transport; transmembrane transport; xenobiotic transport.